UCCCGAGCCGGCGGGACCGGACACAUCCGUGCGCGAGCCGCAGAUGACAUUUGUGCGGGGUCUCCUAGCUCCUCCUCUCGACUAUUUUAAGCGUCAGUGCGCGUGCGCAGAAGAGGGCAAACAAGUACACACCUGUUCGCUUCCCUGACAAAGGACACACGUAAAGCGGUGUGACAAGAGUUCGACUCCGGUACCGGCCCGUGCUCAGCAUGUCACCAUGGCGCACCGAGCAAGAUGAGCCCGAAUGGCGCGACAGGACGCGGUGCGCUGCGUGCGUGUGCUGCUGUACACUCUCAACGUGCUCUUCUGGCUGAUGUCAGCGUGCAUUCUGGGAGUGGCGGCUUGGAUUCGAGAUUCCUUGAACGCUGUCCUGACCCUAACGGCUCACACCAGGCUGGAGGAGGCGGCCGUGCUGACGUUCUCUCCGCUCGUUCACCCCGUGCUCGUGCUGGUGUGCUGCUUCCUGCUCAUGGUCGCCAUGUUGGGCGUGUGUGGCACGCUGCGCUGCGACCUGCUGCUGCUGUCAUGGUACUUUUGCUGUCUGAUGGUCAUCUUGUGUGUGGAGCUCGCCAGCGCUGUUUGGACUUACGAGCAGCCUCCCGUGCAUCGCUCUGACAUGAUCAGCCUGAAGUUUCGGAUGUCAAACUUUGGCCAUCAUCACCAUCAGUGGCUCACACACACCUGGGACACUUUUCAGACAGAGUUUAAGUGCUGCGGCGUGAUCUACUUCACCGACUGGCUGGAGAUGACCGAGAUGGAGUGGCCGCCUGACUCGUGCUGCUCCAAUCAGUAUCCAGGAUGUGCUGGCCACGCCCACCAACAUGACCUCAGCGAUCUCCACCAAGAGGGUUGCGGUCCAAAGAUUUUCUCCUUCAUUCGCGGCAGCACGCUGCUGCAGCUGUUGCGUUUCCUGGGCGUGGCCAUGGGCGUGGCCCAGAUUCUGGCCAUGGCGCUCACUCUGAUGCUGCUGUGGGCGCUUUAUUAUGGCCGUAAACUACACACAGACUCGACGUUGGUGCCUGGUGGCACCGUGGCCGUGACUCAUGAGGCCUCACAACUGUAGGCCCCGCCUCCGGACCGCCAGUACAGAACCACUUUGAGAUGGGACGUCAGUGAAAUAGAUUAGCUCCUCACCGGACACGUUGACACACGAAUCCCAGUGAUCUCGUUGUGGGAUGUUCUCAUGGAAAACGAGUGACAAUCCUUUCAUUUUUAGAAAGGGUCAGAGUUCAUACAGGAAGUGGGAACGUUUCCUCUAGUGUGCAGAUGUCCAGGAAAUAGGACAAGCCCCGCCUCCAGUUCAUUGCUAUUUCCUGCAGCACACUUCACAACAAAUCAUAGGAUUUAUUGAAGGACUUUCAUAGAGAACAAAAUAUUUUUGUUCCUUCAUGCAUGCACACUGACAACCAUAAUUACAACAUACCGGGUAUUGAUAAUAACAUUUUGAAGUGCUAGAUUGUUUCCGUUGAACAAACAUUCACAGAUUUACGUGUCUGUUCAAAUGUUUCUUUGCAUAUUCCCACAAAAUCAUCUGUUCUUUUCUCGUCAAAGAAAGGGAAAUAAAAUAAUUUCAAAGUGCACUCUCCGACACGCAA
Nerophis lumbriciformis (worm pipefish) is the source of this 1595-nucleotide messenger RNA. It is a transcript of the gene tspan12, whose product is annotated as tetraspanin 12. The record is from RefSeq and is a predicted model, not a curated record. NCBI's taxonomy places the organism in Eukaryota, Metazoa, Chordata, Actinopteri, Syngnathiformes, Syngnathidae. Gene Ontology annotation, cellular component: plasma membrane.